ACAGGAGGAGGAAGAGGAGGAGGAGGAGGAGGAAACCUGCAGCUGCCUGUGAGAGACUCUGUCGUGUCGCGAAUCACACCAGUUUGGACAGACACGGUGAGAAAGGAGCUCAGCCGCAUAAACACACGCCUCUUGUGAAGAAAACCCGACAGCUCCUCGCAAAAGAGCCACGAACAGGACAGAAAAAUGCCGAAAGCGGUCAAUGUUCGCGUCACCACCAUGGACGCUGAGCUGGAGUUUGCCAUCCAGCCCAGCACCACCGGCAAACAGCUGUUUGACCAGGUGGUGAAAACCGUUGGCUUACGUGAGAUCUGGUAUUUCGGACUACAGUAUAUGGAUGGCAAAGGUUACUACACUUGGUUGAAACUGGACAAAAAGGUGUCAUCACAGGACGUGAAGAAAGAGAACCCGCUUCAGUUCAAGUUUCGGUCCAAGUUCUUCCCAGAGGACGUGUCGGAGGAGCUGAUCCAGGACAUCACCCAGAAGCUCUUCUUCCUGCAGGUGAAGGAGAGCAUCCUCAGCGACGAGGUCUACUGCCCGCCAGAGACGGCCGUGCUGCUGGCCUCCUACUCCGUUCAGGCCAAGUUUGGAGACUAUGACAAAGAAGUUCACCGGCCAGGAUAUCUGGUUUCUGAACGCAUGCUCCCACACAGAGUCCUGGAGCAGCACAAGUUAUCCAGAGAACAGUGGGAGGAGAGGAUCCAGGUGUGGCACGAGGAGCACGGUGGCAUGCUGAAGGAGGACGCCAUGCUGGAGUACCUGAAGAUCGCCCAGGACCUCGAAAUGUACGGAGUCAACUACUUUGAUAUUAAGAAUAAGAAGGGAACAGAGCUGUGGCUGGGAGUGGACGCCCUGGGACUCAACAUUUAUGAGAAAGACGACAAAUUGACGCCAAAGAUCGGCUUCCCCUGGAGUGAGAUCAGAAACAUUUCCUUCAACGAUAAGAAAUUCAUCAUCAAGCCCAUUGACAAGAAAUCACCUGACUUUGUGUUUUAUGCCCCAAGACUGCGCAUAAACAAGCGCAUCCUGCAGCUGUGCAUGGGCAACCACGAGCUGUACAUGCGUCGCCGCAAGCCGGACACGAUCGAGGUGCAGCAGAUGAAGGCUCAGGCCAGAGAGGAGAAGCAGCAGAAACAGAUGGAGAGGGCCCAGCUGGAGAACGAGAAGAAGAAAAGAGAGGCCAUCGAGCAAGAGAAGGAGCAGAUGGAGCGAGAGAAGCAGGAUCUGAUGAUGAGGCUCUACCAGUUUGAGGAGAAGACCAAGAGGGCAGAGAAAGAUCUGCAGGACCAGCGCCAAAGAGCCUCCAUGCUGGAGCAGGAGCGAAGGAGGGCCGAGGAGGAAGCCGCUCGCCUGGAGGCGGAGCGUCAGGCCGCCCUGCUGGCUAAAGAGGAGCUCGCCCGCCAAGCCGAAGACCAGAAGAAGAGUCAGGAACAGCUGGCGGCAGAGUUGGCAGAACACACAGCCAAGAUCUCCCUGCUGGAGGAGGCCAGGAGAUCCAAGGAGGAUGAGGCCAACCAAUGGCAGCUCAAGGCCCAAGAAGCUCAGGAUGACCUGGUGAAGACUAAAGAGGAGCUGCACAUGGUGAUGACAGCGCCUCCACCGCCCCCUCCUCCCCCCGCGUACGACCACAUGGACUACAACAGCGACAGCGAGGAGAACGUCAGCACGCACAGCGCCGACUUCCACAUCGAAGGCAUCAACGACCACCGCAUGGAGGAAGAUCGCCUGACCGAGGCCGAGAAGAACGAGCGUGUCCAGAAACAGCUGCGGGCGCUGACCUCAGAGCUGGCUCAGGCGCGUGAUGAGACCAAGAAUACCCAGAAUGACCUUCUUCACUCUGAGAACGUCCGGGCCGGCCGCGACAAAUACAAAACCCUGCGACAGAUCCGACAGGGCAACACCAAGCAGAGGAUCGACGAGUUUGAGGCCUUAUAAGAAGCCCCCGGCCCUCAGCUACACACCCCUUUCUGAACGGUUGACUACAUCUCGCUCUCCUCGGGGCUGACGCGCAUCGAUGCACAAAUCAGCACACAGACACACACACACACACGCCCACACUCACCAUAAGCACAGCAGAAGCACCAUGUACAGAGAUGUGAGCCUGUGUCGUAUGUCUGUCUGUCAGAAUGUGGGGCUUAGCAAAGACCUUGUCAGAAAACUUAGUGCCAAAACCUCCUCUCCUCUUUUGUGUUUAAUAUCUUAUUUGUGUAUUUGAUUGUGCAAUUUCAUGAGUUCUGACCAAAUCAUUGUUAUUUUUAUCCGGACAUCAUCAUGAUGAUGAAGUAGGGGGGGACUAGCCAAAUUUUAUUAUUAUUUCAUGAUGUGCACAUAGAAUGUAUGUAAUCCAAGCCUGGCUUCUUCUUCUUCUUUUUUUUUUUGAUGUCUGUCAUUUGUUGUGUAGGAAGAAAAGUAUCGUCUUUAUUUGCGACAAGGGGAGAAACAGUAUACGCAGAAAAAACGUUUGUUUUUGUUUUCCAUUAUAUUUGAACACUUCCAUAUAUGUUUAAUAUUGCUAUACAGUAGUUAAAAUCAAGUAUGAGAUAUAUAUAUAUAUAUAUAUAUAUAUAUACUGUAUAUGGGACAUUUAAAAAAGGGUAUUUUCAUCUUGGUUUGUAUAUUUUUUUCGCUAUCUACUAAUGAUCAAGACAUUUACUGUGUUUUAAAGGUUUUAUAUAUUGACCAAAGUAAUAGAAGUGUUCCAUACGUUUUGUUUUUUCCUUUAGGUCACUAAAUUAAAAAGAUUUAAUUAUAAAUUAUUAUUUUUUACUGUAGGAGAGAUCCAGCUGUAUGACAUGGAAUCAGAUAAGGAGAUCACCAUCUAUCCUUGGUACUUUUGAUUUUUAGUUCACAACAUGCUGAGGAGCGUCUGUCUUCAGAGUCCCAUGUUUGGACUGGGACACUUAGGUUUAAUAUAUUUUAUUUCUGUCUGUUCUGUGUUGUGUCAAGGACAGUGAGAGAUGAGCACAAGUUGUGUGCUUUUUCCCCUCCAAAGUGGCCUUUUUCCCUCUGGAUUAUAUUAAAAAAAUGUAAACCUUUCUUUUACAUGUGUGUGUUAUCCAGAAUGAAGAGUUUGUGUCACAAAUGACUUGCCCAGACGGUGAAACACCAACAUGUCACUCUCUUCUCUCUGGACAUGGACUAGAGUAGCAUCUACUUACACUGUAAUGGAAACACACAGCUCUGCUGGUCUUUGUAUAUUAACAGGAUUUUAUAAUGAGGUGUUCAACAUAUUGGCAAUAAAAAACAAAAUCUAUGAUUCCA
Molecule: messenger RNA, 3261 nt
Organism: Solea solea (common sole)
Lineage: Eukaryota; Metazoa; Chordata; Actinopteri; Pleuronectiformes; Soleidae
Gene: ezrb
Product: ezrin b
Exons: 14
Coding region: 187-1935 (582 amino acids)
Biological process (GO): positive regulation of early endosome to late endosome transport; positive regulation of protein localization to early endosome; regulation of organelle assembly
Cellular component (GO): microvillus; adherens junction; apical part of cell
Molecular function (GO): actin binding; cell adhesion molecule binding
Source: RefSeq, a predicted model, not a curated record